CUUGAGCCCAUUUUCCUGGUAAAAUCUGAAGCUUCUUUCUCCUUCUCCCCCCCCCCCCCCCCCCCCCCUCUCUCUCUCUCUCUCUCUCUCUCUCAAAACCUCAAUCAGUCAAUCUUCCCUAGCUUCUCUCUCUAGAGAAUCCAAUUUAUCUCUACGAUCUUCGAAACAUCAUUUCAAAAUCUCUUUAUCUCUCACCUCCCAAGCAUUCAUUCGUAUAAUGACAUGCACGACCUAAUCGCCAUCAUCAACCGGCCAUGUCGAUCUCGCCGCCCUCAACCGAGAACGGCAAACCGCCUACGACAACGGUGUCAUCCUCAGCCUCAUCACCGAGUUCCAUUUCGUACAAACUCCGGAAAAUCCCUCCCAUUCCCCUCCGCCGGAUGCACAGGUCUGAUGCCGCCGAAUUGACCCUAGACGAUUUCACUGAUUUCUCCGGCAACAAUGAGGAGGACGAGGAGGAAGAAGAAGACGGGCAGGAAGAAGAUUCGGGAUUCGAAUUGCGAGAUCCAAACGACAAAUCACCGAUAAUUCUCCCAUCUUCCCUAGGAUUGAACCAUAUCAGGACACGAUCGGUUCCGACGCCUUCUCCUCUUAGGUUUUCGUCCUCCGCCGGCAUGCCUUUGAAGGUGCCCAGUUCUAAAGACCGGAGCAAUGCUAAGGAGGAGAAAUGUCGGGGGCAAGGAACGGUCAAGGCAUCGAUUAACCAUCAGAUCCCACCGACGGACCCCGGACGAAAGUCUUCGUGGAGUCACUCGAAAUCCUUACGACAUCCAUCACCGCUAAAUCUAGCGUUGGAGACCCACCAUGCGGCGUUUGCCAAAGAACUGCACUCGCCACGGUUCCGGGCCAUUAUGCGGGUUACCAGUGGUCGGAAAAAGAAAGCCCCCGAUGUCAAGAGCUUCUCUCAUGAACUCAACUCGAAAGGGGUUCGGCCUUUCCCAAUGUGGAAGUCUAGAGCAUUUGGACACAUGGAAGAAAUUAUGGUCGCAAUCAGGGCAAAAUUCGACAAGUUGAAGGAAGAGGUAGAUUGUGAUUUGGGUAUAUUUGCUGGGGAUUUGGUUAGCAUACUAGAAAAGAUCUCCGAGUCUAAUCCUGAAUGGAGGGUGAGUUUAGAGGACUUACUGCUCAUUGCUCGAAGAUGUGCAAAGAUGCCAUGUAGUGAAUUUUGGGUGAAAUGCGAGGGAAUUGUUCAAGGUUUAGACGACAAACGUCAGGAGCUACCAAUGGGGAUCCUUAAACAAGCACAUACACGCCUUCUAUUCAUCCUCACUCGAUGCACUAGGCUUGUGCAGUUCCAAAAAGAGAGUUGUUAUGAGGAAGAUAACAUUCUGGGUCUUCACCAGUUAAGUGAUCUCGGAGUUUACCCAGAACAAAUGCUGGCGAUCGCACGACAGGAUUAUAGUGGGCCGUUGGCAGCUGAGAAGUUGUUAAGUGAUAGCCAGAGAAAGAAGAUUCAUGAUGACCGAAAGAGUGUGGGAGUGAAACAUGAAAUUGUGGAGCCAGAAGUCAGCACUGCCAAAAGUACUGAUUCAAGUACAAGCAGCUAUAGGAUUUCGUCCUGGAAAAAGCUUCCGUGUGCUCUAGAGAGACAGAAGAAAGCCCAUGAUGCAGUUGAUGAUACACCUCUGAAAGCCAAAUCAGAACCACCAUUACAAGGUGAAACAAGAAUCAAUGGUGAUGACAACAAUUCUGAAACUCUUGAAACUCCUUCUGUACAUCCCCCAUCAACAGCUGCAGUGAGAAAAGCUUCAUGGGGGUAUUGGGGGGAACAUCAUCAUAAUCUUACCUAUGAUAAUUCGAUGAUAUGUCGAAUAUGUGAGGUCGAGAUACCAAUCGUUCAUGUGGAGGAACACUCACUUAUUUGUACAAUUGCUGACAGAUGUGAUUUGAAGGGGUUAACUGUAAAUGAUCGACUCGAACGAGUAGCAGAGACUCUUGACAAGAUUCUUGAAUCUUGGACACCAAAAAGCACUCCCAAAAGCCCUGGGAGUGUCCAUGACUUGGAUGAGGGAGGCGGCUUUGCUCAUAACUGUCCUGAAGACCUGCUCGAUGGUAUGGCUGAUGCUGCGGAGAAUGCAUUUGUUGCGGAAGAACUAAAUGUUCUACCACCAAGGUCAAUAGAGUCACGUUCCAGUUUGGCACCUAAUGCGGAAUUAAAAGCAUCUCCAUCUGGAAGCUUGACACCUAAAUCACCAUUGUUAACUCCACGCACCAGCCAGAUUGCAUUGCUCUUAAGUGGAAGGAGAACGAUAUCUGAACUAGAGACCAAUCAGCAGAUAAGCAAGUUGCUCGAGAUUGCACGUUCUGUUUCAAAUAUAAAUGGCAUCGAUUAUAGUUCGUUGGAGUCCAUGCUUGACCAUCUCGAUGACCUGAAGUACGCCAUACAGGACAGGAAGGUGGACGCUCUCAUUGUAGAGACUUUUGGACGACGAAUUGAGAAAUUAUUACAAGAGAAAUAUGUACAUUUGUGUGCUCAGAUAGAUGACGAAAGACUAGAUCAUUCAAGUCAUAUGGCUGAUGAUGAGAGCUCUGUGGAAGAAGAUACCCACCGCAGUUUGCGUGCAAGCCCUAUGAACACAUGUUCUAAGGAUCGAACGUCAAUAGAAGAUUUUGAAAUCAUAAAACCUAUAAGCAGAGGAGCAUAUGGACGGGUUUUUCUCGCUAGAAAAAGAGCUACCGGUGACUUGUUUGCUAUAAAGGUUUUAAAGAAGGCUGAUAUGAUUCGGAAAAAUGCUGUUGAAAGCAUAUUGGCAGAGCGCAACAUCCUGAUUUCACUUCGUAAUCCAUUUGUGGUCAGAUUUUUCUACUCCUUCACAUGCAGGGAAAAUCUCUAUCUAGUUAUGGAGUAUCUAAACGGCGGAGAUCUCUACUCUCUCUUGAGAAACUUGGGUUGCUUGGAUGAAGACAUGGUUCGCGUAUAUAUUGCAGAAGUUGUGCUUGCUCUGGAGUAUUUGCAUUCUUUGAAUGUGGUUCACAGAGAUCUGAAGCCAGAUAACUUGUUGAUCGGUCAGGAUGGUCACAUUAAGUUGACAGAUUUUGGGUUGUCCAAGGUUGGUCUUAUUGAUAGCACCGAUGACUUAUCUGGUCCACUAAGAAGUCCUGGUUUUCUUAAUCAUAAAGCAAGGAAUGAACAAACAACAUCAACAAGAGAAGAGCGCCAAAAACAUUCAGUCGUUGGUACCCCAGAUUAUUUGGCCCCUGAGAUUCUUCUUGGCAUGGGACAUGGUGCUACUGCAGAUUGGUGGUCUGUGGGGAUUAUUCUUUUUGAGUUGCUUGUAGGUAUUCCUCCAUUCAAUGCCCCAUCUCCUCAGCUAGUAUUUGACAAUAUAAUGAACAGAGAUAUACCCUGGCCUAGGGUUCCUGAUGAGAUAAGUUAUGAAGCAUAUGACUUGAUUGACAAAUUGCUCACAGAAAAUUCAGUUCAAAGGCUAGGGGCAACCGGCGCCAAAGAGGUGAAGCAUCAUGCUUUCUUUAGGGACAUCAAUUGGGACACGCUUGCAAGGCAGAAGGCUACAUUCAUACCAGCUGGAGAAGCACUCGACACAAGUUACUUCAUGAGCCGGUAUAUAUGGAAUCCUGAAGAUGACAAUGUUCGCGGAGGUAGUGAUUUUGAUGACCUGACCGACUCAUGCAGCACUAGUUCACUGGGAAACACACCAGAUGAGGAGGGAGAUGAAUGUGGUAGCUUAGCUGAUUUUGGUGGUCCAACACUUGCUGUGAAGUAUUCGUUUAGUAACUUCUCCUUCAAGAACUUGUCGCAGUUGGCUUCUAUCAACUAUGACAUGGUCAUCAAGAGUACCAAAGAAGCAGCGGAUGUCUCUAAGCAAUCUGUUCCAUAGUCAGUAGUUCUCCCACGAAACAAAUACAUUAUUGCAAAGGGAGGCCUGGAAAUCUCGAGGAAGAGCACCAAAGAAGCAGCAGACCAUCCCACUACUCGAGCAAACAUUAAGGUCAGUCCUCUUUGGAAAGCUCUGAAUGUAUAGCUCUACAAAAACUGUGGACUAUGAAAGAGAACCUGGUUUGAAACCACCUAGAAGCAGGGAUUUCACUGUUGCAAUAGAUUUACUCACGAAACCUUUUCGCUGAAUAUCGCAGUUUUGUACAUAAAGCCGUAGAUUUAUUUAAGAGUUUCAAUUUUUUUGGUUCUUCUCCCAAACAAUUUCUUGUUUGAGGAGUUGAGGAGGGUGUGAUUAGAAAGGAAAGAAUCGCAUCCAUACCCUCAUAAUUUAGCUAAUUUGUAAUUUCAACACGUUGUAUUUUUUGAUUCAGUGUCAGGAGGAGAUGAUUGUAGGAGAGAAUAUUAUGUCUUUUUAUUUACUUGAACUAGAGCGAAUCUGUGUUCGUUUGUAUUAUUAGUUAAUUUUCUAAUUAUAGGGGGAGUCAUGUGAUUAAGACAUAUUAAUAAAGUAAAGCUUAGGUUAGCUGUCAACAUUGUAUGAGCUAUGGAUUCCAGUUGAGAGAGAUUAGAUUAGUUUAGACUUUAGACUUGAGGUUUGGUUUUGUGGGUUGGAAAUACAAUUGUCUAUGCAGGUUCCAAGAACUUCUGCUAAAAGAAUACACAAAAGGGCCAAUGAGCUCAAUGUACCGAGGGAAGCCCUGAUUGGUUGCUGUUUUGCUGGGACUUUUUGAAUUUUAGAUAUUGGAAUUUUUUUUUUUUGUUGCAGUUUAGUAAAAGUUUACGUACCUUUCAUUUUUGUUUUCCGUUUAUUGUUUACAUUCCAUAAAUCUAGCAACGCAAA
Linum trigynum is the source of this 4739-nucleotide messenger RNA. Lineage: Eukaryota; Viridiplantae; Streptophyta; Magnoliopsida; Malpighiales; Linaceae. The record is from the annotation of a GenBank genome assembly.